Messenger RNA from Chlamydomonas reinhardtii, 2385 nucleotides. RefSeq lists its product as uncharacterized. The record is from RefSeq and is a predicted model, not a curated record. Lineage: Eukaryota; Viridiplantae; Chlorophyta; Chlorophyceae; Chlamydomonadales; Chlamydomonadaceae. The transcript is spliced from 3 exons. The coding region runs from base 209 to 814 and encodes 201 amino acids.
CCGUCCAGCUGCUUCGAGGCAACGAGCCUGGCAAGAUCAUCAUGUACCCCAGACCAGCCUUCAUUGACUUAAAGAUACUUACAAGCGCGGCCCGCUCCGCACUGGAAUGCAACCGUUCGCCGGUGAGACUGGGAUUCAGCGAAACCGACCAGGAAACUUGGCUGCGGCAUUUGACCACUAGCGUCACACCAGAAGGCAGUAAGAAACAAUGGCGGCGCCUGAACAAACGCAAAAAACCAAGAGUGAUGAACUGCUGGAGGGCCAGCGCAAGAUUGAGAGGUUGCUGGCGCGGGCGCGCAGCCUCGUUGCAACAUGCGGCGAGCCUGGCGACGCACACAUUGCCGUAGCCAGGGGGCUACUUGACGCCAGGAGCCGCGACGACGAGGUCACAGUGGCAGUGGUUGGCCUCAUGAAGUGCGGCAAGUCAUCGCUGCUCAGCGCCUUGUGUGGCACCAACCUGAUGCCCAUGGACAUCCCCGCUUCGACCGCGUGUGUGGUACGCAUCGUUCACGAGGCGAGCGCGGUGGUCCCUAGCAUGGUGGAGACCACUGCAGACGGUGCCAUCCUCCUUGCUAUCACUGGUGAGGCGGCCAUUCACAACAGGCUGAAGGAGCUGAACGCCGCUGGCCGCGCAAACGAGCACGCUGGCGGCACCACUGAGGAGAUCCGCGUCCGGCUUCCGGCCCUGGAGCACUGGCGCAGCGACGCCCCCUACCGCCUGGUCCUGCUGGACACGCCGGGCCCCAACGAGCGGGAGCAAGGCAUCUGGGGCUCCAGCAGCGGCCCAAUUCCCCGGCCGCGGUGGCAGCCCUGAGUCAACGACAGCCAUAUACACUCACCCCUGGGCCGUGUGCUGCAUGCGCUACGCCUGCAUUUACUGCGUCGCCAAGUCACACGACUGCUUGCCGUAGGCUAGUGAGUACCACCCAGCGUGCUUGCUCGAUGCUUGUUUAUUUCGUUGCUUGGGCCUCCGGCAUCAGGCGGUUGUCGAGAUGAUGAGAACGCUGACCGCACCGCGACUACCGCAACCCCGACCCGGUAGUUUUCACUACCUUCAAGUCGGUUUCGGGGUCGAAGCCGGCUUCGCAUGUCACGUGUGAAACCCCCCUUAACAUUAGUUUCGGCUGUGGUACUGGUUCAUGGAGUGUCAUCAGCCGGUUUACCCCACAAUACCCCAUUUGUGAUACCGUCUUGUUCAGUACGACGUGUUGGGGAUUACAAUACAUUACGUUCCAUUGCGUGACAAGACUUGUUGCGGCGCAGAUGUCGGGACGUUGGUAAGAUCCGCGGCUUUCGAGAGCGCGCAGUUUAUGCAACCGGAACGUCAAGGGGGGGGCUGUGCGCGUUCAGGGGUACACGGGGGACGAUUGGGACAGUCGUUGCGGAUGGGUGGGAGAGGACAGUUCGUGAGGGAUCUGUGCGGCAGGCACGGUAAUUGAUGGGGGCGCCUGAAAAGACAGAUGAGCCAGUGCGGACCGGAGGAGGGAGCGAUUGGACUUGCUGUUCGCGCGACUGAAGAGGGAGGGAUGCGCGAAUGCCUAUAGGAUAAGGUGGCUGGCUCCGUGGGGGUUAACUUUGAACCAAUCCCGUAAGGAAACAGUCGCGCUGCAAGGAGAAACUGCAGCCGCAUAUGCGAGCUGUGGUACAUCACCAUAGGUAGUCGGGCGGGCUUGGGCAGCGUAGCAGCAGGUGGAAGGAGCAGUCCAGAGCAGCUCCGAAGUCAUGUCAGCAGUGCGAGCCGCGCGCGGACCCCGUCGCCCAACUAGUUGCACAUCUAUACUAACAUACUCACCUGUACGCGAACGGAGGAGCGCCAGGUAGAAGCGUCCAACAGCAAAGGCGAAGACGCACAUGUAGGAGCGUGGCAUGGCGGCGAGCGUUAGUAGUAAUCGCGGGACAGGUAAAGCAAGGCAGUACAUAAGCUAUGGGACCCCACGCGCGGCUCAGAGACAAAGAAAGAGGGAGUGGGGCGGGCGAACGAGCAACGACCAGAGGGGCGGGAUGAGUGCGCGGGAUGGGGCAUGGGGCGGGGGGGCCAGGGGCGCAGGCGAACAGAGGGUAUGUACGGGCAGUGAGUCCAGACAGGGCGCGGGCCGCCGAACGGCUCCCUCGCAACCCUGUCGGCCUGGACGCGACACCGAUGCCUAGUGCGCGCCCAGCAUGUGAAGGAGAUGGUGCAGCGAGGAAGCAGUUCUCCGAAGUCGACCAGUCACGACGAUGGAGGCGUUGUGAUAGCUGCGUAAUAAUAAUGCGCUUUCCACACGGAUGUUAGAGAGUCAGUGAAAGCAAAAGGGGCGACAACGGGGGAUGCAUGAGGCUGUGAGGCACGGCAUGGCACGGCGCUGCCUUCAUGCGCACGCCUGCGUGCUGUAAACCCGAAUGGAU